This is a messenger RNA of Rotaria sordida, 1410 nucleotides long. The record is from the annotation of a GenBank genome assembly. NCBI's taxonomy places the organism in Eukaryota, Metazoa, Rotifera, Eurotatoria, Philodinida, Philodinidae.
AUGAGUUUCAUAAUCGAAGUCUAUCGACCAUUUCAUCGUUCACGUGAUUGGAUGGAAUCAUCCAAUUCGAAAUUGUACGGUGCUGUAAGCGACUAUGAAGAUGCUGAAAAAGGUGUACGAGAAGUAAUUUAUACAUUUAUUCGUGAAACAUUUCAAAUGGGUAUUUCAUGGUUAACUCAAAUGUAUACAUUUCUCAUUCAUUAUUUUGCUAAACAUGUAUCGGAAAAAUUACUUUCAGAACCAAAAUUUUCUCAUCUGAAACGACAUACAAAAUUUCUUAGCAUGGUCAAUCUUGAUUAUCAUAAAACAACAAGACAAUUUAUUCGAAAGGCUAUUGCUGGUUUCAAACAUUGUCGUUAUGCAAAAAUGGCUUAUGUCAGUCAUGGUGUAAGUUUGAAUACUCAACGAUUAGGUCGUUCAUUAGUAGUACCCGAUAGUAAUAGUGAAGAGAGAGAAGAACAGAACGAACAAUCCUAUCUCACCAAUCGACUUUUGGACUAUGGAAAAACGACGAUUCAAUUAAAAGCUACAUCUGAUCCGUUAAGUUUUAUCUUCAGCGAUGGAAAAUUUUUGCCGGCUACUCGUGAUCCACUCACAAAUGAUUAUCUAAAACCAACGCAACGGGCUGUAGAAGAAUUAUACAAAGCUGUACGUGGACAUCUAGUCUAUGAUAUGAAGACGAGUUUUUUUGCUAAUGUCGUUCUUGAAAUGCAAGAAUUUAGUAAAUCGAUACCAUUCGAUAAAGGUCUAAUUCCACGAAUUAUGAGUAUGUCCGACGAGCAAAUAGCCUUAUUAGCUAAUAUUCGUAUUGAUGAACAACAAUGUAAAUUAAAAUAUAUUGACGAACGUCUAACAGAAUUGGAAGAAACACGUGAUGCUGUUGAAGUUGUAUGUAAUGAAUUUUAUAAAAAUCGAGAAGAUAAUGAAAUGUCAAUUGAAUCUACAUCAGAGAUGAAGCGAAAUAUUCGUCUUAAUCAUAAAAAACUUCGAGAAAAACAACGACAUAAAAUCGAAGAUCAAUUACCUAUUGAUCGUAAGGAGAAGACGACCAUUGAUGAAUGGUCCACAACUGUUCUGAGUCAUAGCGGAAACACUUCCGAUAAUGAUGAUGAUGAAGAAGAACUUAUGUCAUUAGAUAAUAAUGAUGAUAUUGAACAAUUUCUCCUUCAAAUAUAUCGUAAACAUGAUGAAAUUGAUCUUAAAUAUGGUUUUCUUGAUGAUGAUGAAGAAGAAACCGAUGAAUAUAUCAAUGAUCAACGACCAAUCUUGACUGAUGCGACUACAGUGGACAUUGAAAAUGAAAAUCAUCAGCAAGACGAACUUAACCAUGAUUCUUUAAGAUCUGAAGCACCAACUACAGAACAAGAUGCAUCAAGAGGAGAAUACAUCGUUCUUAAUGAAUCCACAUGA